UAGAUUUUGCUCGCAAAGCCAAAGCUCCCUCGCUCUGAUUUGCAGACAAAAUCCAAAGGACAAAUUUACAGCCUAUAGAGAAACCCGAAGAAACUCGAUAACGCGAAGAACAGCAACAGCAAAUCAAAGGAACAACAAGUGGAAAAAAAGAGUGUGUGAGAUAGUGAAAUAUUUUUUUUUUUGACAAAAAGAGGUUCAUUUCAAUUCUUAUUUCCUUGUGAAUUUUCUCCUUAUCCAAUCAGAAGAAUUUGUUCAUGUUGACAGCGUUUAUUUCGGGGGGGAAAUAGAACCUGUGGUUGUUACAGUGAUUUGAAAAUUCCCAUUGCUGUUUUGGGGUUUUCCCGUCCGAAGUCGGGAGAGGGGCAAAAGAGUCAUGUUGGAUAACCGGUGCUGCAAGUCCUGUUUAGUGUUUGCCAGUUCUUGUCAACGAGGAGGAAAGUGGGCUUACAUGUACCAUGGAAAGCGCCCAAGAGAAUUCACCGAUUCCGAUGGUUGUCCGGAAACCAAGUUGUCUAAGCUCUCUUCCGAUGAUUCCUCUAGUGACGAUAAUAAUAAUAACACUUCUUCCCCACAAAACUCAGACGACCUUGUCUUGCCAGAUUCGCCUGACCAAUCCGAUGGUGAUGGUAAGAGAUCCAGUUCUUCCUCGGAUAUGGAUUCUUCACUUAUCCACCACUGCCCCAUUGGUCUAGGCAAACCGGACUUGGGUAACCGAUCAGACAAUGACAUCCUGUCAGAUUCCGUGGAAGAGUCGCUGGAGGAGCAAGCUGAGGAAGAUGGUGGUAAUGAUAAUAAUGACAUCUCUGAUUCUCCUGAGGAGGAGUUUCUCCACGGACAUGCUGAGGAUUCUUCAUCUGACUUGGAUGCAUUAAUCCAACCGAUUGGGCGAGAUAAUGAUCAUUACGACUUCCCUGAUUCUCCAGGGGAUGGUCACCACAGACAUGCUGGGGAUUCUUCAUCCGACAUGGAUGCAUUAAUCCAACCAAUUGGGCGAGAUAACUCAAUCAGUUGUCUGAUUAAGUGCUCGAGGUCUGAUUAUGGUUCCAUUGCCAUGUUGAAUCGAAGUUUUCGUUCCUUAAUCAGGAGAGGAGAGAUCUAUAAGUUGAGGAGACAGAAAGGUGUUGUUGAGCAUUGGGUUUACUUUUCUUGUCACCUCCCUCAAUGGGAAGCAUUUGAUCCUAUUAGACAUAUGUGGAUGCAUCUGCCAAGGAUGCCUCACAAUGAAUGUUUCAUUUUUUCAGAUAAGGAAUCACUGGCUGUGGGAACUGAGUUGCUUGUUUUUGGGAAGGAGGUAACUUCUCAGGUUAUAUAUAGAUAUAGUAUUUUAACAAAUUCAUGGACUUCUGGGACCAGUAUGAAUGCUCCAAGGUGGUUGUUUGGAUCAGCUAGUCUAGGAGAGAUUGCAAUUUUAGCCGGCGGUUGUGAUUCUCAGGGUAAUAUCCUAAGCUCUGCAGAAAUGUACAAUUCUGAGACUCAGAAAUGGGAGACUUUGCCAAGCAUGAAUAAGCCAAGGAAGAUGUGUAGCGGGGUAUUUAUGGAUAAGAAAUUUUAUGUGAUCGGAGGAAUUGGUGGGAAGGAUGCACGGGUUCUCACUUAUGGCGAGGAGUAUGAUUUAGAGAACAAAAAGUGGACUGAAAUUCCUAACAUGUCUCCAGGAAGAAGUGGAGUUGCGGCAGAGAUGCCUGCAGCAGCUGUGGCACCCCCUCUGGUUGCAGUAGUUAAUAAUGAACUGUAUGCUGCUGAUCAUGCUGACAUGGAGGUUAAGAAGUAUGAUAAGGAAGCAAACUCAUGGUUGACUAUUGGAAGAUUGCCUGAACGGGCAGUUUCAAUGAACGGUUGGGGUCUUGCGUUCAGAGCAUGUGGAGAUCGCCUCAUAGUGAUUGGUGGACCUAGGGCUUUGGGUGAAGGUUUUAUUGAGCUCAAUUCUUGGGUUCCCAGCGAAGGGCCUCCAGAAUGGAACUUGCUUGCCAGAAAGCAGUUGGGUAACUUUGUGUAUAAUUGUGCUGUGAUGGGAUGCUAAGAGAUGGAUUGUGGUGGCAUCUUGUGCAGUUGAGCGCUAUUGUACUGCCACCAGGGUUUGCAUGGUUGCUUUUUUCUUCAACAUAAUUUUUACUAAUGGUAAUUUCCCCUCUCUUUUUUUUACAUCUUUUCCCUAUCGACUGGGAGAUGUUGGGGAAGAGUUUCAGAUAACUCGAGAUUCAAUAGAACAUCUUACAGGUAGGAUGUCUUGAGUUUUGAUUCCAUUUCCAAACCUCAUUCAAAAUUUCUUCCAUUAAAUUUGCGUCUUCAGUGACAUGAGAACUUGCAAAGGCUGGCGUCAUGUAGCACGGGGUAUGUUUAAUAAUUUGAAGUACCAACACAUUGGUAGGUUGCCAUUAGAGUUUUCUGAAUUUUUUUUUAAGAACACACAGCUAGUCAUAUGGGUUCCUUCUUCCUUAAAUUUUCUUGGAAUUGUCUUCAAGGGAGGAAAUAAGUUCUGGAGGUGGGUUAUGUUUAGAUGUUGGCUGAUGUACUGAUUACAUUGAUCAUUACAAAUUGAUGAACUGUAUACUCCCAGAAUUUUUCUUAUGUACACUCUGGAAUCCCUUAUUGUUUUUAGUAUCUUUUGUUCAGUUGGAUGGUGCCUGUUUCUCCAUUUGCUCGACUUGCCAAUUCAUAAGUGAUUCUUUUUGCCCA
Hibiscus syriacus is the source of this 2676-nucleotide messenger RNA. RefSeq names its product F-box/kelch-repeat protein At1g26930-like. Gene Ontology annotation, molecular function: protein binding. The record is from RefSeq and is a predicted model, not a curated record. The transcript is spliced from 2 exons. Lineage: Eukaryota; Viridiplantae; Streptophyta; Magnoliopsida; Malvales; Malvaceae. Gene Ontology annotation, cellular component: nucleus. Bases 374 to 2020 code for a protein of 548 amino acids.